This is a messenger RNA of Pristis pectinata (smalltooth sawfish), 1429 nucleotides long. RefSeq names its product peptidyl-tRNA hydrolase 2 (gene ptrh2). The coding region runs from base 170 to 748 and encodes 192 amino acids. Gene Ontology annotation, cellular component: mitochondrion; cytosol. NCBI's taxonomy places the organism in Eukaryota, Metazoa, Chordata, Chondrichthyes, Rhinopristiformes, Pristidae. The transcript is spliced from 2 exons. Gene Ontology annotation, biological process: positive regulation of anoikis; negative regulation of anoikis. Gene Ontology annotation, molecular function: peptidyl-tRNA hydrolase activity. The record is from RefSeq and is a predicted model, not a curated record.
CCCGCCCGCUCCCGCCCCCGCUAAUCUCCCGGUGUGGGGCCCGGCUGCUCCGGUACGUCGAUACUUGCGUUCACCGUGCGUCAGUCUCACGGCGGCCUCGAACCCACCGUUCAUCAUGUUGUCGCCAAACUCCGGCAACGGCUGAACGUCCUGCGGUGACGUCAGCACCAUGCGCCGGGGCGGCCUGGGCCUGAGGCGUCGGGAGCCGCUGCUGCAGGUUUUGCAGGCACGAAGUAUGGAGACUUUGACCACUCCGUUAGCUCUAGGGAUAUUGGCUGGAAUAGGAUCUGGUUUAUGCCUGGGUUGGAUGGUUCGUAGACGAUUUCUUGGAUCCUUAAAAUCCAUGCCCACGGUGCACAACACAGUGACGGAAACCAGCGUCAUGGGAGAGAGUGGCAACUACAAAAUGGUUCUGGUGGUCCGAAACGACCUGAAGAUGGGCAAGGGUAAAGUGGCGGCUCAGUGCUCGCAUGCGGCCGUCUCUGCCUACAGGCAGCUCCAGAUACGGAAUCCCGAUCUGCUCAGGCAGUGGGAGUACUGCGGGCAACCCAAAGUGGUCGUCAAGGCACCUGAUGAAGACAGCAUCAUGGGUUUAUUAAUGCAUGCCAAGGAGCUGGGACUGACCAUCAGUUUGAUCCAGGAUGCUGGCCGCACUCAGAUAGCGUCUGGGUCACGUACUGUCCUGGGCAUUGGACCAGCCUCGGCAGAACUUGUGGACCAAGUUACAGGACACCUGAAACUUUAUUGAAAUGCAUCUGUGCCAUGACUGAAUGUGCAGUGGGACUGACUCAUGGAUCUGAAAUCUAUCACCUGGAGAGUUAGUGACACUCAAGUGUUUCCCAGCAGAUAGGCUCCAGAACCCUGAGUCAGUCCAUGUUAUUUGGGGUUGAUGCUGUGCUCUGCGUUCAUUCUUUCUGUGCUAACUGGAUUGAAGUGAUUGUGCCAUCAUCAUCGUUGAACAGCAUAAUUGACAACAGACAAGUGGGGAGCACUGGUGACUUGACAGCCCUGCAACUUGUGCUCAGUUGGCACUGCUCAGUCACUUCCAUUACACUCCAAGAGGUGCAGUGUUCCCUCUAGUUAAUCCCUUCAUUGGUAAGGGCAGCCAAGCUACUCGCCACUAACAGAGGCUCAAGAAUGGAGAUUCUCCUGCAAAUAGAACCUCCCAGGCAUUUUUUAACUAAUGGCCUCUUUCCCCUUCCCACCCCGCUCCCCAGCCACACUCCCGGCUGCUGGAGAAAUACACAUUCUAUGCUGGACGCAGAAAUUUUAACAUUCCAAAGCUGCACCAGCCCCUUCAUGGAGCAGGUCAUAUUGAUAACUCUCUACAGCCUUGCUGACCAGUACGAUCCCAGCCAACAUGGGCUCUGCAAUAGACUGACAGGAGGCACCUGGUUCACUAAAAUAAAGAAAAUGUCAAAAAAAAUUA